Messenger RNA from Penicillium cataractarum, 2172 nucleotides. Its product is annotated as putative G-patch domain protein. The transcript has 7 exons. The coding region runs from base 1 to 2172 and encodes 723 amino acids. The record is from RefSeq and is a predicted model, not a curated record. Gene Ontology annotation, molecular function: RNA binding. Lineage: Eukaryota; Fungi; Ascomycota; Eurotiomycetes; Eurotiales; Aspergillaceae. Gene Ontology annotation, biological process: mRNA splicing, via spliceosome. Gene Ontology annotation, cellular component: nucleus.
AUGGCACCUCCUUACUCAGACGAAAGCCGACCGUAUUCAGGUCCAUCUCGUCGGAUGUACCCUCCUCGAGACGACCGGGACGGCCGCAUGUACGAUGAUCACUCACGCUCACGGUCGCCUGGCGACCAUUCUCGCUCGCCUCCCCAACGACCAGCAGACCGCAGGCGCGAAUACUCCAGGGACAGAGAUGCUGGAGCGCACUAUGAUAACCGGGAUCGGGAGGACUAUUGGCAUCGAUCGCCUCCGCGGCGAGGAAGACAAGGAUACCGUGAUCGUGAUCGCGAGGGAUAUCGAUCACCGGAUUAUAACCAUGGUGGGAGCUACAGUCGCAGCCGCAGUCCCCGGCGUGGGCAGUCUGGAUUUGGCCCUGAGAGUCGGGAGAUUAUGAUGGAAGGCUUCCCUAUGGAUAUGACAGAGGACGAUAUUGCAGAUGAGCUUCAGAACGCCUACCAUGUCAGCGGCUUGGAGGAAAUCCGAGUGAUUCGAGACCGACAAACCAAGGUAUCGCGACAGCUGGGAUUCCUUCGAUUCCACUCCAUCAAUGAAUCCAGAGCUUUCCUGGAACGAAACCACCCAUCCAUCUAUUUAUACGGACCAUCCGCGGGAGAUAACGAUCGGAGCACGAAAGUUCGCAUAGCAUACAGUCGGGAGAGGGAAGAUAGGAAUCGCACCAAAGGAGAAGGCGAUUGGACUUGUCGGAUGUGUGCUGUUGUCAACUUUGCGACUCGACCGAAGUGUUUCCGCUGUAACGCCCCUCGUCCAGGCGCAGAGAUGAUGCCCGCGGGUCCACCUGGCGUUCCCAUCCCCAAGGUCGUCAACAAUGGCGAUAAUGACGCUGCCCCCGAAAACCAACCAUCCCAAUUUCUUCUUUUCCGAGGACUAGAGUCCUCAGUAACAGAGGAACUUUUGGCCAAAGGUGUUGCCAAGCUGUACCGGCCCACCGGAGGCAACAACGACGGCCCUUCGUCAAACAAUCAGAAGAAAGGGGCCAAAGUUGCGUCGACCACUGGAGAUGCUAAUCUCGGAGCCCGCGAAGGGUCUAUUAGGCGUGUACUACUCGUGCGCGACCGGAACACUAACGAAAGCUGGCGCUUUGGUUUUGCUGAGUUCGCUAACGUCUUGGACGCACAAGCGGCAAUGACGCGUUUGAACUCAUUCGACAAGUUCACCAUCUCAUCCAGGCCUGUCAUGGUCAGCUAUAUCCACGCCGGUGUCUUCGUACCAGUCAUGGACCCGAAGCCCAGCACCGCCCACUUCACAUUCAGCCCGCUGUCAAACCCUUCUGUUAAACUCAUGUACUGGGAUGACGAAGGCUAUGUCACUGAGUUGAUGCUAACAUCGGGCGAAGAAGAUCUUGGUCAAGACCAACCGAAGAGUACCAAAUCGUCGGGCCAGCGAGAACAGAGUGAAAAUAAGGGCACAAGAGACGCUGAAAAGGCUAGGAAAAGAAAAGCCGAUGCAGCCGCAAACGCGGGUGCAAAGAAGCUUGCCAUGCCGUCCCACCUGCAGUUUUGGAGUAACCGCCAUGCCGAGCUUCACGGCAUUGCAAAAGACGGCGAUGAGAAUGCCGUGAACGACGAGUCUGAAAAAGGAGGAUUACCUACAGAUACAAGCGCACCGCCUGCUCAAUCAUAUGCUGAUCUCAAUCGAAAUUGUUGUUAUCUCUGUAUGCGGCAAUUUAAAAGUUCUGCGAAUGUCAACCGACACGAACGCCUUAGCCAGCUCCACCGAGACAACCUACAGAACGAGGAAGCAAAAGCACGGGGAAUGGCCAAGCUGGCCAAGCAUGGGAUCAUCCAGCAAUCAGCAUCCGAAUAUCGUGAUCGUGCUCGGGAACGUCGCCAGGCGUUUGGACGUGGUAAGACUGGAGGUCGACAAAAGCCGGCAGCACCCAAGGAAGAGGAAGAACCGCCUCUCCAAACCACCUCGAAGGGUGCGUCGCUGCUGAGCAAGAUGGGUUGGUCAGCAGGCUCUGGUUUAGGUGCGCAAGGUACCGGUGUCACUGCUCCUAUCGCCACAGAGGUCUAUGCGCAGGGUGUGGGCCUGGGCGCGCAAGGAAGCAAGCUCGGCGAUGCUGUGGAAGAGGCUGGCCGAAAUACUAGGGGACGAUAUGAUGAAUUCUUGGAGAAGACCAGGGAGACAGCCCGCCAACGCUAUGAUCAGAUGAAUUAG